Molecule: messenger RNA, 1719 nt
Organism: Brettanomyces bruxellensis
Lineage: Eukaryota; Fungi; Ascomycota; Pichiomycetes; Pichiales; Pichiaceae
Exons: 1
Coding region: 1-1719 (572 amino acids)
Biological process (GO): rRNA processing
Cellular component (GO): nucleus
Molecular function (GO): protein binding
Source: RefSeq, a predicted model, not a curated record
AUGAUAUCGGCAACAGCAUGGGUCCCGAGAGGGUUUGCGUCGGAGUUUCCGGAGAAAUACGUGCUCGAUGACGAGGAGAUGGCCAGAAUCAACGAGAUGGCCAAUUUGCACCUUGAUAGUGAGCAUAAGAAAGAUACAGGGAAGGUGAACUCGGACAAGUUGAAAGACACAGCCGAGGUGGACGAGGAUUUGAAGGAGUACGACUUUGAGCAUUAUGACGAGGAGCCGGACAACGUUUUUUUGGGCGAGACGGCAGACAUGUUUCCAGGAAUAUCGAAUACAGGGGCUAAGCUAGUGAGAGGUAAGAAAGGGGGAGAGGAGAAAAGAAAGGGAGAGGAAGGAGAAGAUGGAGUGGAGAGAGAAGAAGAGGAAAAUGAAGAACAAGACAAAUAUCUCGAGCUCCCUUCAAAAGAAGAAGAGCUUGAAGAGAAACAGGAAUUCCAAGUGUAUCCAACAGAUAACCAGAUCUUGGCCACAAGAACAGACGACGGGGUGUCGUAUUUGGACGUGUAUAUAUACGAUGACGGUGCCGGGGCCCCCGCCGGGUCGAAAGAGGAGGAAGGAGACAAGCAGGACCCGGAUGUGGCCCGGGGAAUGGUCCGAGGAAGCAGCAUGUACAUUCAUCACGAUUUGAUGCUUCCCAACUUCCCGCUCUGCGUGGAAUGGAUGAGUUUCCGGCCGCUAGGCGAGGUGGCGGCCUCGAACACGGGGAACUUCGCCGCGGUGGGCACGAUGGACCCGACGAUCGAGAUCUGGAACUUGGACUGCGUGGACAAGGCGUUCCCGGACGUGAUAUUGGGCGAAUUGAAAGAGGACGAGCUUGAGAGGCAGCAGGAGGGCAACGUGGAGCCCGAGGGAGUGCAGCCGGACCGCCACACGGCGGCAGUGCUCUCGCUGUCGCACAACCAGGUGUUCCGGAACGUGUUGGCGUCGAGUUCUGCGGACGGAACGGUGAAAUUGUGGGAUUUGGGCACGUGCGGCGUUGCACGGUCCAUCGGGGGCCUCCACCACGGCAAGGAGGUGUCCGCGGUGCAGUGGUACGGCACAGAGUCCGAGCAGGACGGAUCUGUGGUGCUCACGGGGGGCUACGACUCGUUUUGUGCGGUUUCGGACGUCCGGAUCGACGAUGCAAGCAGCAUGAGCAAGCUGUACAAGACGGGUGGCUCUGGCAGCGAAGACGUGGAGGCCGUUUGCUGGAAACGGGCCGGCGGGGCAUGCGCACACUUCUACGCGGGAACCGACAAGGGAAACGUGUACAUGUUCGACAUACGGAAGGAGGGCAGCCCGAUUUGGAGCUUGCACGCGCACGAUUCCGGUAUCACGUCUCUCGCCUGCAACCCGCACGUUGGCGAGAUGCUCGUGACCGGAGCUAUGGGCGACCGCCACGUGAAGUUGUGGAAAACAGGCCUGAAACCAUCCAUGGUGACCUCGCGCGACCUUGGCUGCGGAAAUGUGCUCAGUGCCAGCUUUGCACCCGACAUCGAGGUGGCUGGCGACCUUGUGGUUGGUGGUUCGAGCCCCGGCUUGAAGAUGUGGGACUGCUUCAGCAACCGGUACGUGCGGAAAUCCUUCCGGGAGGAUUUGAAGGCUGUCCAGGCUGCUGCUCGCACUGAGGCCCGGGCUGCCGGCCGGUCGUCCCGGCUAGCGCGGAAAUAUGCCAAUGAUGAGGGGGAUGUUGUUCUUGGCGAGGAGGAGGAUGAGGAGGAGGAGGAGGAGUGA